GCGACAUACAGUUUAGUGCAGACUCGCUGAGAUCUACAAAUGUGAAAGUAUACAAACACCUGUGCAAACUAGAAAUGACACGGUCAGCUUGUAGCAUAGGAUGGAAGAGGAGAAGAAUUUUCUGUUGUUUAAUGGUUACCAACUAGGUAAAAAGAUUGGGGAAGGGUCGUACUCCAUUGUUAAAAAGGCAUACAGCUUAAAGUUGGGAAGGAAAGUGGCCAUUAAAAUCAUUGACAAGAUGGAAGGACCAAAAGAUUUCAUUCACAGGUUUCUACCUCGAGAGCAGCAAAUAGUAGGCCUCCUGCACCACAAGAACAUCAUUGAAACCUAUGAGAUACUAGAAGCAAGCAAUGGAACAAAGCUUUACAUGGUGAUGGAGCUGGCAAACGGAGGAGAUAUCUAUGAAGUCAUCCAUAAAAGCGGUGCAAUGUCGGAGGACCAAGCCCGAGUACUCUUCCAGCAGUUAGCGGAAGCUAUCCGUUAUCUACAUAGCAUUGGUGUGGCACACCGGGAUUUAAAAUGUGAGAAUGCAUUGUUGGAUCAUGGGGUACUCAAACUGACCGACUUUGGAUUUGCCAAACUAGUUCCAACCACCCACAAAGAGCUGUCACAAACAUUCUGUGGUAGCACAGCGUAUGCAGCACCUGAGAUACUACAAGGUAAGCCCUACGACAGUCGAAAGGGAGACAUAUGGAGUAUGGGUGUUGUGCUCUAUGUCAUGCUCAGUGGAAGUCUACCUUUUCAGGACAGCAACAUCCCUAAAAUGCUCUUGCAUCAGCAGAAAGGUAUAACUCUUCCCAGAAAUCUUCAUGUAUCUGAAGAAUGCCACGCUUUAAUGAAACAACUACUAGAAGCAGAUACACAAACAAGACCAUACAUUAAUGAAGUAAUUUGCCACCCAUGGCUCAAGAACCAGUGACUUAUGAAAAAAAAAUUUCCAUUGUUAUUGUUGCCAACUCCCUUGUUUAUGGUUUGAAAUAUAAACUUCCUAAUAACAUACAAUUACAGAUA
Molecule: messenger RNA, 1011 nt
Organism: Pelobates fuscus (common spadefoot toad)
Lineage: Eukaryota; Metazoa; Chordata; Amphibia; Anura; Pelobatidae
Gene: TSSK3
Product: testis specific serine kinase 3
Exons: 2
Coding region: 101-919 (272 amino acids)
Biological process (GO): intracellular signal transduction; protein phosphorylation
Cellular component (GO): cytoplasm
Molecular function (GO): ATP binding; protein serine/threonine kinase activity
Source: RefSeq, a predicted model, not a curated record